GGCGGAGGCUGUUAAAGGGACACGGUCGCCGGUGGCGAUAAUGGCUGGCGGCGCGGGAUGGCAAUCGCCACCGGCGGCGGGACCGUGAGGGAGCGGCGAGGGUGCUGGCAGGAUGGAGAUCCUGGUGCAGACCCCUCUCGCCCUGGUAGCCGGCUCCGGCCCUGCCGACAGUUCCCGGGGCACAGCGGGGACAGUUGCCCCAGCUUCAGCACUCCGGGGUGCUGCAGGCACCCAGGGAAGGGUGCUGCGCCCAGGUGCUGGUGGACUUCACCUGCCCAGUCCACGGCUGGUGGUGGGACCUGCAGCCGGGGGAUGCCCCAUUGCUUCCCCCCCAUUUCCCAGCUCCCCCAGCCCAGCGCCCACUCAGCGUCCCCAGUCCAGGACCCAGCUUCACCACUGCUCCCCAAACUGGAGGGAGCUGGUUGGGUGCCGUGUUUAAUCCCAUCCCCUCUGCCUUCUCCCAGCACAGCCCCCUGCGAGCAGGGGGCCCAGCUCAGCCCGCUGCCCCGGCCAGGCCCUGGGGAGGCGGAUGGAGCUGCCUGGAUCCGGCCGCCUGGCUCCUGCCUCCAUUAUUUAUAAGGCAGGUCGGAUUUCGCAUUGGCAGUCGGGAGGGAUCUGGGGGGAGGAGACUGUACACACACACACACACACACACACACACACACGCUCACACCCUCAUCCCACCCUGUCCAGCGGGUGACAACCGCAGGAAAAGGGGUCCGAGGGGCCGGUGACCACGGUGAUGUGUGGGUCAGUGGCAUCAUUCAGGUGACACGUCAUUUUCCCACUGCCUGAGGAACUGGGGGUCCUUCCCCCUGUGAUCCCUUGACCCCCCAGCAAUGCCCUGUCCCUCCCUGAUGCCCUGUCCCCACGGGGAUGUCCCAGGGGAAUUGCCAGCCAGCAGCAGCCCAGGGUGGUGGUCCAGCCCUUGGGGGAUGCACAGUGCUCCCAGAGCCAGCCCAGUGCCAGCAGGGCUGGCAGGCACAGGGAGGCAGUUUGGCCCUGCGGGGUCCCUGUUGUCCCUUUGGUCCUGGCACAGCCCCAUUGUCACUAACGCCUGCCAGCUCCGGGCCCUGGAGGGGACAUAUUGGGGUGGCCCCAUGUCCCGGCGACAUUUUCAUGCCAAGAAGGGUCACAACUACUGGAGGAGUCUCCGGGCAGGGGGAGUCUCCGGGCAGGGGGAGUCUCCGUGCACAUGCCCCCAGGGGAGGGGACACAGCUGGGGUGGAUGCCCCCCUAUGCCACCAGCUCAGGGGGUACCCACACCCUGGGGUGUCCGAUGUGGGGUGCCCAGCAUACCCAGCUCACCCCACAGCCGUGGGCAACCCCGGCUCGCUGGGCCAGGCCCCCUGAGCCUCCUUGGAGCAUGGGGACCCUCCCUCCCGGGUGCCAGGAGGGUGGUGGCCGGUGUCCCCAUGCUCGGGCCAGGGCAGCAGCCAACAUCACUCCUCCACAACUCAUCUUUAUGCAAACCGCCAGCACCCCAUUGGCCUCCGCUGCCCUCCCAUCCCCACCGCCCGGGGGAUGCUGAAGGGUCUUGCCCCACGCCCCCAGCGUGUCCCCACGGCGAUGGGACCCUGGCCCCAGAGCAUCACCCUGGGCCCCGAGCAUCACCGGUCCAGCCGGACCACCGGUGCCAAAACUGGACCGCAGUGCGCCGGGUGCCGUCGCCGCGGCAACCGCCGUCGCCUAGCGCCGGCUGUCUCCCGGUAACCCGUCGCCUAGCAAUGGGGGAUUUUUCACAGCUCGGGAUGAAGAGUUGAAAGUUAUUUUUAGCCCGGGCUGCGAAUCAAUAGGCAGCUCCAUUCGCCGCCCCGCAGGAUGCACGCGCGGGGGCUUUGCUGGGGCUGGUGGGGCGGGGGGUAGGCUGCCGAGGGGAGCAGGGUGGCUUGGCUGGCCUGGGGUCACCACCCCAGCACGGACCCCCCCACACACAC
Molecule: messenger RNA, 1937 nt
Organism: Chroicocephalus ridibundus (black-headed gull)
Lineage: Eukaryota; Metazoa; Chordata; Aves; Charadriiformes; Laridae
Product: basic proline-rich protein-like
Exons: 2
Coding region: 840-1763 (307 amino acids)
Source: RefSeq, a predicted model, not a curated record